Molecule: messenger RNA, 330 nt
Organism: Peniophora sp. CBMAI 1063
Lineage: Eukaryota; Fungi; Basidiomycota; Agaricomycetes; Russulales; Peniophoraceae
Source: the annotation of a GenBank genome assembly
AUGGCCCGUAUGUCCGAUGGGGAUCUGCUGAGCUCCCGCCUCGUGAAGUUCACGUACGACUCCCGACGCGACGAUAGCUUGAGCCGCCGGGACGCGAUCAACGCUAAACGUUUAUCUGGACUUCCCGCUCGUCGGGAGAACUGCGCGUUCGUGGCGGCGGGCGUGGAUGAGAUCGCGCCCGACGGCAGCCCCAUUGCCGAGAUACAGAGGACAUCUUACAGCUCCUCGCCAGCUGUCACCAAUAGCAACAUCAUGAAUCACGAUCGCGACGUCGAUACUUCCGUCCGCCACAGCCUCAGGCUAACUACGACUUUGCUUCCGCCAGAGUGA